Chlorella variabilis is the source of this 717-nucleotide messenger RNA. RefSeq lists its product as hypothetical. The coding region runs from base 1 to 717 and encodes 238 amino acids. NCBI's taxonomy places the organism in Eukaryota, Viridiplantae, Chlorophyta, Trebouxiophyceae, Chlorellales, Chlorellaceae. The transcript has 8 exons. The record is from RefSeq and is a predicted model, not a curated record.
AUGCUGUCCAAGGUUCCCCCCCCGCUGCUGGGCUCCCCUGCUGGCCGCGCCGUAGCCGCCGCUGCAGCCCUGCCCGCCGCCCAGCUGCUGAGACAACUGCGCGCGCGAGGGUUCGCGGCACAGGGCGACAAGGGCACCGUGCACCCCCUCAGCGCCCCCUACGACUCCCAGAAGGAGGCCCAGAAGCCUCUGGAGGGGGAGGACGGCCCCGGUUCAAGCACUUAUGCCCGCUUCAAAGAUGUGGCCAGCCAGAGCGGCAACCCGGUGAAGGAGUGGAUACAGGGCAGCAAGGAGCACGCCUCUGCCUACGGCCAGUCUGCGGAGCAGGUGUACGAAGCCGUCAAGCGCUCCACCCAGGACGCCACCACCGACGCCAAGGAGGCCGCCAGGAGCGCGAUGCACAAGGCGGGCGCCGGCGGCGACAUCAUGGGCGGCAUGGCGGCGGCCGCCUCGCAGGCCGCCGGCGCCGUGGGCUCCAAGCUAUCGGAGGCCAGCCAGAAGGCGGCCGCUGCGGUGCAGGAGAGCGUGGGGGACGAUCGCAGCCUGCCCAGCGCGCGCGCCGAGUUUGAGAAGAGCCGCAGCGAGGGGCAGAAGGCGGAGACCAACAAGGACAGGAAGAGCCAGCUGACGGACGAGGCUGUGGGGGACAACCCCGCGGAGCAGCGGACCCGCGACGAGCACGAGAUCCUCCCCAAUGAGUUCUACACCAAGCACUGA